AUGUCGAAAUUGCUGAAGUGAACUUUGAACUCUCUUCCUUUUAACUUUUUCUAGGUAACAGGAAGGGCAAACUGCCUGGAAGUCUCUGGGAGAUAUAUCUUUGCUGGCCUCUCUACAGGACUUUCUGUCUUCAGUUCAUCUACGUGUGAGAAGCUUUGUGCUUGGGAGGCAGCCAACCUUGAAAUUUGCACCAUCUGCGUCUCAGGCCUUAGUGGCAGCUCCUGCCUCCUUGGGGCAGUGGAUGAGCUGGGUGUUGCCCAUCUUUUCUAUUUUGUCAGAGAGAACCUCCUUCAUAUAAAAGCCAUAAAUGAAGUGGAAGAUAUUACCAAGCGGAAUGUAUGUGCCACCUUGCAGCUCUCUCACCGGGCUGAUUAUGCUGGCUUCCUGCUGCAAAGCAGCUCAGAAGGGUGGCUGGAGAUUUACCGAUUGCCUAAGGAUGCCUGGCUGAAGGAGCUGGAAAUAAUUCAACCAGUACAGCUUCCAGGGCUUCCUGGAAGUGAGAAUGACAAGCUGAAGGAAAAGGAAGUCAAGCAGCCAUCCCCUCCAGAGAGACCUGGAUCAAGAUCAGGAAAGCGCCAUUCUCCUAAGAAAAAGAGUGUGGAUAUCCAAGGUCAAGUCCCCGAAGAGAUGGAUUUGCUACAACUCCUAAGCAAAGUUGAAUCUAAGCUGGUUCCCCCAGUGCUGCUCCUGAAAAUCAGGUCACCCAAGCCGCUUGCAGGAAGCACCUUUAAGAAUCCCUUUGAUGCCUUAAUGAAGAGUGACGAUGGCAGUGUACUUGGCUUGGGAUACAACCAUAUGAUGAAGGAGUCCCAGUGGGAGCAGCUGGAUGCCAUUUUUAACAACACUUUCCAGCAGUAUCUGGAGACGGAGGAGGAGAUGGAACCCAAAGAGGAGAAACCCAGCCAUGCUGUGUUUCAUUUUCACUUGCCUGGUCGCACCCUGCCUUUGGGAGCUGAAAUCAAAGCCGAGCCAGAUAUAUCUGUUGCACUCAGUGUUCAUUGGAGCGGUAGUCACAAUCUUUGUUUUUAUCUUCUGAGUCGUCCACCAAAGGAAAAACCAGAUUCUGAUCCAAAACCAGACAUUGUUUGGCCAUGUGCGGCUCCAAUUGCAUGUUCAGCUAUCACACCUUGCUCUUCUUACCUGGUUUUUGCCUGUGAAGACAGAAGCAUUACUUCCUGGGACGUAUCUAUUGGGUUCCCCUUGUCUGUGACUGUGCUUCCAAAAGGGUAUGCUGUACGAAGCCUCCAGUUCAUGCCUCUUUCUUUAACAUCAAACAAGAAAUUGCCUAUCCCUAACAAAGUGCACAUUCUGGUAUUGUGUACGGAUGGAUCUCUAUAUUUAUUCACAUCAGGAACCCAAGAAUGUGAUACCAAGCUGUUGGGUUACAGACCCCAGGCUCCCAGCCAGAUGAUCAGUGCUGUGGGAACCAUCCCAACCUUGCCUGAUGCCGCGCUGAUCUUCUUCUGGGAUGGCACAGUCAACCUAAUGGACAUCUCUAUGGAAGAAAAUAUUUGCCAGUUCGUCCCCCCGUCCCCAUAUAAAGUCGCCUCUCCCUGGCAGCCAGUUUUUUCAGUGGAUAGCGAUGGCCAAGGCAUGAUCCUCAGAGGCGAAGCCCAGUCUGGAAGUGUUAAGGGGGAAACAGAAGUCAUCUUCCUCUUUAACUUCGCAUUCUACCCACUGAUGGAGACGUUUGCACUUAAAGCCAAACAGUCUUCUGACAGCUUAGCAUAUUUACCUUGGGACCAGCGCUGUGACAUCUUCCUAAAUGACAACCUGCAGCGGCUGUCCACAAUUAGCCAGCAGAUGCCCGAGUGCUGGAGCCAGCUGCAGGACUACGCGGCUGCCCUGACAAGAGGGAGCCCAGAGGAAGAGCCAGGAGAGGAAGAGGCCGGGUUGGGGUUAGAAAGGAACCAUGUCGUGUUGUACUUCAUCCCCUUCUGUGGCAUUAGCCAUGUAUAA
This is a messenger RNA of Anolis sagrei ordinatus, 1959 nucleotides long. Lineage: Eukaryota; Metazoa; Chordata; Lepidosauria; Squamata; Anolidae. The record is from RefSeq and is a predicted model, not a curated record.